AUGGAUCCGGCGCCGCAGACGCACCCGAUCCUCUCCUACGUGCUCUCCCGCAUCCCCACCCUCGCCAAGCCCAACAAGGCCCCCACCUCCUCCGAGUUCGACAUCGAGCAGCCGCCCGUGCACACCCCGUCCCCGCGGACGACGCCGUCCUCCCCGUCCGCGGGGGAGUUCGAGCUCGUCGAGCGUAUGCCGGGGCUGCGCCACCCGUCCGUGCUCCGCGCCAUGACGCGCGCCGUCGCCGACGUCUCCGCCGCGCGCGCCGCGCUCCAGGUGCUCGGCCCGCGCCCCGACCACGAGCUCGUCGACUCCUCCCGCGCCAUCGUGGCCGCCGCCGAGGCCGGGGACGCGCGGAUCCCCGAGGCCGACGCCGAGGCGUGCCGCGCGGUGGUGCGCCUUGAGGAGACCCACGACGCCUACGAGGCCCUCCUGCACGAGGCCGAGGCCAGGCUCGAGAGGGUGUACCGCUCCGCGAUGGAGGGGACGGACCUGGAUGACGACGAGGCGGCGGCGGAGAGCGGCAAGGGUGAAGGUCCGGCGGCCGCGGGGCCUGAGGGCGGGGCCGGGGACGCGGCCGUGCAGGAGGAGGUGGUGGCUGUGCUCAAGCAGGCCGAGGAGGGCAAGCCGGUGGAGAGCGUGCGCCUCGUGGAUCGCCAGCUUCGCCAACUGCCCGAGGCGUUCGGGAGGAUUCUGGGGCUCCGUGUCCUCGAUGUCUCGCGCAACCAGCUCGAGGUUAUUCCAGAUGCUAUAGGAGGACUUGAUCAUCUUGAAGAGCUUUGUCUCGCUGCCAAUGCUUUGAUUUCCCUUCCUGAUACCAUUGGACUGCUAUCCAAUCUGAAGAUUCUGAAUGUGUCAAGUAAUAGGCUCAGGGCAUUGCCAGAUAGCAUCUCCAAGUGCAGGUUGCUAGUUGAGCUUGAUGUGAGCUACAAUGGCCUCGCUUAUCUGCCAACAAACAUUGGUUAUGAGCUGAUAAAUCUGCGAAAGCUCUGGAUCCACAUGAACAAAUUGCGUUCUCUUCCAUCUUCUGUCUGUGAGAUGACGUCACUGUACCUCCUGGAUGCCCAUUUCAAUGAACUAUGCGGUCUGCCAUCUGCCUUCGGGAAGCUUAGCAGUCUUGAAAUUCUCAACCUUAGCAGCAACUUCAGUGACUUGAAGGAGCUUCCCUCUUCGUUUGGUGACUUGCUGAAUCUGCGUGAACUUGACCUGAGCAAUAACCAGAUUCAUGCUCUCCCUGACACAUUUGGUCGGCUGGAUAAACUGGAGAAGCUCAACCUAGAGCAGAACCCCCUGGCCAUACCACCAGAGGCCAUUGUGAACAAGGGUGUGGAUGCAGUGAAAGAGUACAUGUCAAAGAGGUGGCUGGACAUCUUGCUCGAGGAAGAACAGAGGCGCAUUGAAGCAGAGACCCCACAAGCGUCAUCGACUCCUAAGGCUUGGCUGGAUCGCAGCGUCUCCUGGGUCACGGGCGUUUCUGGGAGUUUGGUAGGGUACCUUGGUGGGAACAAGUCAGAGAAAGAUGCAUACCUGGACCAGCAGUUUUGA
Molecule: messenger RNA, 1539 nt
Organism: Miscanthus lutarioriparius
Lineage: Eukaryota; Viridiplantae; Streptophyta; Magnoliopsida; Poales; Poaceae
Source: the annotation of a GenBank genome assembly